Messenger RNA from Sorex araneus (European shrew), 948 nucleotides. Its product is annotated as olfactory receptor 2W1-like. The record is from RefSeq and is a predicted model, not a curated record. The transcript has a single exon. Lineage: Eukaryota; Metazoa; Chordata; Mammalia; Eulipotyphla; Soricidae. Gene Ontology annotation, biological process: G protein-coupled receptor signaling pathway. Gene Ontology annotation, molecular function: G protein-coupled receptor activity; olfactory receptor activity. Bases 1 to 948 code for a protein of 315 amino acids. Gene Ontology annotation, cellular component: membrane.
AUGGACGUAAACAAUGAGAGUUAUGGGACAGACUUCAUCCUUCUGGGGUUUUCUGACAGACCCCAAGUAGAACGCAUCAUCUCCGUGGUGGUCGUCAUCUCCUAUCUCGUGACUCUGGUGGGAAACUCGACCAUCAUCCUGGUGUCUUACCUGGACCCCCAGCUCCACACGCCCAUGUACUUCUUCCUCUCCAACCUGUCGCUUUUGGAUCUCUGCUAUACAACUACUGUUGUCCCCCAGAUGCUGGUAAAUCUGUGGGGGCCAAGAAAGUCGAUCACAUACGGAGGGUGUGUGCUCCAGUUCUUCUUUGCCCUGGACCUGGGUGCCACAGAGUGUCUGCUCUUGGCUGUCAUGGCCUAUGACCGCUAUACUGCUGUGUGCCAGCCUCUGCACUACACGGUGAUAAUGAACCCUCAGCUCUGCCACAGGAUGGUCAUAACGUCCUGGUUGGGUGGCCUUGGAAGUGCCAUAGUUAUUUGCUCCUUGACUUUGAAAUUGCCAAGAUGUGGGCACCGAGAGGUGGAUAAUUUCUUCUGCGAGAUGCCGGCGUUGAUUAAGAUGGCUUGUGCUUACUCCAAAGUCAUUGAGGUGGUAGUUUUUGCUCUUGGAGUGGUGUUUCUCCUCGUGCCUCUGUCACUAAUUUUCGUCUCCUACGGGGUCAUCACUCGUGCCGUGAUGAGGAUCAAGUCAGCAGGAAGAUGGAGGAAAAUCCUCAACACGUGCGGCUCCCACCUCACCGUGGUGGCUCUCUUCUAUGGAACAGCCAUUUCCAUGUACAUGAAGCCCCAGAGUAACAGCACAGCCCCCAAUGAGGACAAGUUCCUGACUCUCUUCUACACCAUCAUCACCCCCAGCCUGAACCCUCUGAUCUACACGCUGAGAAACAAAGACGUCAAGAGUGCAGUGAAGAGGCUGCUGUUUGCAAGGAAAUGCUCAGCACAGCUAUGA